AUGGAAGCUAACAAAAAAGCGAAACCUAGUUAUGGCGAUGUGAUUAGCAAUUUACCAAAUGAUCUUCUCUGCCGAAUCUUAUCUUACCUUUCAACAAAAGAGGCAGCUUUAACAUCGAUACUCUCAAAGCGCUGGUCGAAUCUACUUCUAUCGAUACCUAUUCUCGAUUUCGACGAUUCCGUGUUACUGAAACCCCAAAAGGGUCAACGAAAAAAUGUUUUUUUCAAGGCUUUCGUCGAUAGGUUACUCUCUCAACGAGUCGAGACUUCAUCACAUGUUCAAAGAGUCUCUCUCAAGUGUCGUCAAGGAGGUGUUGAACCAGAUUGUGUAAUCAAGUGGAUACUAACAACAGUAAGGGAUCUUGGUGUCUUGGAUCUUUCUCUAUGCAUUGAUUUUGGAAUCUUUCAUUUGCCAUUUAAUGUCUUUAGGAGCAAGACUUUGGUCAAACUUAGAAUUGGAACAAUGAUCCGUCUUUCUCAGUUUCCUUCAGAUGUUGUUUCUCCGACGCUUAAUUCUCUUGUUCUUGAUUUGGUUGAGUUUCGUGAUGGUGAUAAGGUUGAGUUUAGACAGAUUCUGUUAGCUUUUCCUUCACUUCAAAGCCUGCGGGUUCAUGAAUCUAACAAGUGGAAGUUUUGGAAUGGUUCUGCUUCAAGUCGAACGCUUAAGAGUCUUGUAUAUAGAAGUGAUGAUGAUUCCUCUGCUCCUAAACCUUGUGUUUCGUUUGAUACUCCGAGUCUUGUUUACUUGGACUAUUCUGAUAUGGUUGCGGAUAAGUAUGAAAAUCUGAAAUUUGACAGCCUUGUUGAAGCUAGGCUUGAUCUUCAUUUGACCGCUUUUCAAAUCAUGCGCAAACCAAAUAAUAUUGGUAUUGUUUCUGGUGAUGUAACAACCUUGUUCAAGGGGAUCAGAAAUGUCAAGAUCCUCUGCUUAUCUCCGGAUGCUUUAGAGGCGCUCUAUUACCGUGGUGAAAAGAUACCAAUGUUCAACAAUUUGAUUACUUUAUCUCUGGGAAGCGAUAAACCUCAUGGUUCACCAUUCAUCUUCUGGAAAUUGCUUCCAUCUCUGCUCAACAACUCUCUUAAACUAGAAACUCUCAUCAUCAAGGGUCUAGUGCAUUAUGUUGCUGAAGGAUGGGAAGGUUUGAGUCCUAUGACUCCUAUGAGCCGUCUCUGCUUUUCAUGGGAUACUGUGUCUGAUUCUCUGUCAUCAUCUGCGAUGAAGGUUUUAGAGAUCAGUGGGUAUAAAGGAACUUGGCAAGAGCUGAAUCAAAUGAAGCGUUUCUUGGGGAAUCUAUCGCGUCUUGAAGUGGUUAGGGUUUACCAUAAGGCAAUGGAUGAUAAGGAAAGAAUUAACGUCAUGUUUGAUCUUUUUCUUCUUCCCAAAGUUUCAUCUGAAUGCGAUAUCCAAGUCAUGAAGGAAACUGCUUGA
Molecule: messenger RNA, 1428 nt
Organism: Arabidopsis thaliana (thale cress)
Lineage: Eukaryota; Viridiplantae; Streptophyta; Magnoliopsida; Brassicales; Brassicaceae
Product: F-box/RNI superfamily protein
Exons: 3
Coding region: 1-1428 (475 amino acids)
Source: RefSeq, marked reviewed